Messenger RNA from Pygocentrus nattereri (red-bellied piranha), 2287 nucleotides. RefSeq names its product somatostatin receptor type 2. Gene Ontology annotation, molecular function: neuropeptide binding; somatostatin receptor activity. Lineage: Eukaryota; Metazoa; Chordata; Actinopteri; Characiformes; Serrasalmidae. Bases 230 to 1345 code for a protein of 371 amino acids. The record is from RefSeq and is a predicted model, not a curated record. Gene Ontology annotation, cellular component: membrane; neuron projection. Gene Ontology annotation, biological process: cellular response to glucocorticoid stimulus; cellular response to estradiol stimulus; neuropeptide signaling pathway. The transcript has 2 exons.
UCUCACUCUCUCUCUCUCUGCGCGCUCCCUCCUCCCGCCGUUACGGAUCUCUCCUCAUUCUCUGUGUCAUCGCAGAGCGGUCAGCACUCAUCCCCCAGAGCAGGAGAAACAAAAUAUCACUCAAAAGAAUUUCACCAUAAUGGUAUGGAUUACGCCACCGCUCUGCUGCGCUCUCUCUGAAGGUGACAUGACAUAUUCAAGAAUGUCAGGAAUCUGAGGGGGCGGCACCAUGGAUCCUUGGAUAUUUCCAUCCUCGCCCCCCAACCUGUCUGAGCCCCUCAUGUAUGACAGCUUCGUUCUGAGCAAUGACUCAGACGAGGGCCUGAGGAAUGCCACGGACCACGGUUUCACCAGGACCAGCACAGUGGUCAUCACCUUCAUCUACUUUGUGGUUUGCGCCGUAGGGCUUAGUGGCAAUGCUCUGGUCAUCUACGUCAUCCUGCGCUAUGCUAAGAUGAAGACGGUGACCAAUAUCUACAUCCUCAACCUGGCUGUGGCUGAUGUGCUUUUCAUGUUGAGCCUCCCCUUUAUCGCCAUCCAGCUAGCCCUGGUCCACUGGCCCUUUGGUGCAGCGCUGUGCCGUGUGGUCAUGACCGUUGACUCUCUUAAUCAGUUCACCAGCAUCUUCUGUCUGAUGGUGAUGAGCAUCGACCGCUACUUGGCUGUAGUGCAUCCCAUCAAGUCUACUAAGUGGAGGAAACCCCGGGUGGCCAAGACCAUCAACUUGGCAGUGUGGGUGGUCUCCCUGCUGGUCAACAUGCCCAUCGUCAUCUACAGCGGCUUGAUCACCAAGCCAGGCGGUUGCUUCUGUACCAUUGUGUGGCCUGAGCCGGAGGAGGCCUACUACACAGCCUUCAUGUUCUACACCUUCUUUUUGGGCUUCUUCUUGCCCCUGAUGGUCAUUUGCCUGUGCUACCUGCUCAUCAUCAUCAAAGUGAAAUCUUCAGGGAUACGAGUGGGCUCCUCCAAGAGGAAGCGCUCGGAGCGGAAGGUGACACGCAUGGUCUCCAUUGUGGUAGCCGUGUUCGUGUUCUGUUGGCUGCCGUUUUACGUAUUUAACGUGACAUCUGUGACGGGCACCAUCAGCACGACGCCCAUUUUGAGGAGCACCUUUGCCUUUGUGGUGGUUCUGGGAUACGCCAACAGCUGUGCCAAUCCCAUCCUGUAUGCCUUCUUGUCGGAGAACUUCAAGAAGAGCUUCCAGAACGUUCUGUGCCUCAAAAAGGUAGGUGGCCUGGAUGAGAUCGAGCGCAGUGACAGCAGGCAGGACAAGUCGCGGAUGAUGAACGACCCCACAGAGACUCAGAGCACGCUUUUGAAUGGAGACCUGCAGACCAGCAUCUGAGAGAGAGGAGCCAAUCACUCCUAAACCUAUAGGUGCACAUACGAACACUGCACUUACUUGUGCAAGAAACAGAUGGACAAGGAAGUUCAGAGAGAAACUGAGCAGGAGGAAGACUGUCGAAUAAGACCAACAGAUGGUCUAAGUGCCACUCUACAGGCAUUCUCAGUAAGUGUGCUGGUCAAUUUCUCCAAUUCAAAAAUGCGAACCACAUGACUGAACCUUUUGUGCAGUGCUCGGUCAUCUUGAACCUUUUCAAAAAUGGAAGGAAAACUCAUCUGGAACAUUUUAAGAUAUUAAAACAGAGUUUAAUUCCUGCAUUCUGAUGGCCCUGCAUACCUAAAAGUACCAGUUCACAACGACCAUGAGGGUCAUGCUGACAACAGAUACUCAUGAAUCCCUGCCACACAAGGAGUCAAGGUUUGCAUGUAGCUCAGAAAGUGCUCCUGGAACAUCUCUAGGAGACCCAUGUAUGGAGAACUCUCACAAAUCCAACACUAUUAACUCAUCUAUCCAUUUUGAUGGAUGGAUUUGCUUUUCUCUGAAGGGGAAAGACUGAAGGAACUACCACUCUUCUGAUUGAGAGUUCUCAAAUUGUUAUUAUUUUAAGUGCCACCUCUGAAAAAUGAAGGUGCCCCCAAGCGCGGCACCACUUAUGAAUGUUUAUCGUCUACAGAAUGGGACUGAAUGCCUAUGUUUAUGUGACUUAGCCAGAAUGUACAGUUUUGUAUUUUUCUCUUUCUGCUUCGAGACGUGAUUCAUUCACACACGUAAUGUGAUGUAGAAUAGUGAACAGUAUUUGCUGAGACCUGGUUCAAGUGACCUGUUCCUCUCUUAUCCUUAUGUAGCCUGCCUAGAGUGUUUGAUGGCAUAACUGCUGGCUUAACACUAACCAAACUGCUGCUAGACUGUAUAGACUCGUGCAUUCAAAGAUGACAUCGUCUA